This is a messenger RNA of Chenopodium quinoa (quinoa), 1606 nucleotides long. Its product is annotated as farnesyl pyrophosphate synthase 1-like. Gene Ontology annotation, biological process: trans, trans-farnesyl diphosphate biosynthetic process. Gene Ontology annotation, cellular component: cytoplasm. Lineage: Eukaryota; Viridiplantae; Streptophyta; Magnoliopsida; Caryophyllales; Amaranthaceae. The transcript has 12 exons. The record is from RefSeq and is a predicted model, not a curated record. Gene Ontology annotation, molecular function: (2E,6E)-farnesyl diphosphate synthase activity; dimethylallyltranstransferase activity. The coding region runs from base 93 to 1130 and encodes 345 amino acids.
UUGUUUUUGUAUUUACACUAUUCUUCUGACUUUAUAUUUCACCUAGCUGAUCUGCUAAUUCAAUUUUCAACCUUUGUGCAAUUAUAUCUAAAAUGGAGGGAGAAAAAGAUGAGAGAGAAAGAUUUAAGCAAGUAUAUCAACUACUCAAGACGGAAUUGCUAAAAGAUCCUGCUUUUGAGUAUGACCAUGUCUCCCGUCAAUGGCUUCAUCAGAUGCUGGAUUAUAAUGUUCCUGGAGGAAAAUUGAAUCGGGGGAUGUCUCUGAUUAAAACCUAUGAAUUGUUAAAUGACGGGAAACAAAUCCCAGAAGAUGGCCGUUUCCGUGCUUCUGUUCUUGGCUGGUGCAUUCAAUGGCUGGUGGGCUGUGUUCUUGUUCUUGAUGAUAUUUUGGAUAAUUCCCACACCAGGCGUGGCCGUCCUUGUUGGUUUAGAUUACCUAAGGUUGGCAUGAUCGCUGUGAAUGAUGGCAUUCUUCUUUGGAAUCAUAUUAACAGGAUUCUUAGGACAUACUUUAGGGACCAACCUUACUAUGCAGAUCUCCUUGAUUUAUUCAGUGAGGUAGAGUUCCAAACAACUUGUGGAGAAAUGAUUGAUCUGCUAAUUACACUCGAGGGGGAGAAAGAUUUGUCAAAAUUCACUCCAGCAUUUCAGCGACGUGUCAGCAAGUACAAGACUGCAUAUGGGACAUUUUAUCUCCCAUUUGCAUGUGCUUUGCUCAUGUUAGGUGAGAAGCUGGAUGAUUACAAUGACGUGAAAGACAUCCUUCUUGAGAUGGGCAUCUACUUCCAAGUACAGGAUGAUUAUUUAGACUGCUUUGGUGAUCCUGAAAUGAUUGGCAAGAUUGGAUCAGACAUUGAAGAAUUCAAGUGUUCUUGGUUGGUUGUGAAGGCUUUAGAAGUUUGCAAUGAGGAGCAGAAGAAAUUGUUAUGUGAAAAUUAUGGGAAAGCAGACCCAGUGAAUGUCGAUGCUGUGAAGUCCCUCUAUAAAGAUAUCAAUCUUCAGGACAUCUUUUCUGAAUACGAGAUUGAUAUAUAUGAGAAGCUAAUGGCCAGCAUUGAAGCUCUACCGAGCAAAAGCGUGCAAGCAGUGCUGAAGUCUUACUUAGGUAAAAUUUUCAAGAGGCAGAAAUAGGCAGAUGCUGAAUUUUGAAUAUUCAGUCAUUUUGGCUCUUAAGUCUCCAGUCCUGCUUUCAGUUGCAGUUCUGUUAGUGACGGGGAGGAGAUGGUUAGUCUUAAUUGACCGGUCAUGCCCUUGCAUACCCAUCCCAGAAGCUGCAUGAUGUGAUCUAUCACGCUGCAAAACUGGAAUUAAUCUUCAUAAGGGGUACAUGUUUUGCCAACAAAUAUUUUUUUGUUUUUUUAUACUUGUAUUUAAAAAGGAAAGGAAACAUCCAAGAGUCUUGUGAAAAAACCCAACACCAUAAUCAGAGUCAUUUUUGAAAAAACCUUAUACUUAUUUCAUACAAAGUAUAUGUUUAAAAUUAGAUUGCACAUUUUGACUCUCAACACUACUCACAUAUUCUACUUUGAGUAGCUUUGUGAUUUGUUGAUUAGAAAAAACAUAAUCAUGGGCAAUCUUAUUAAAAUUUUCUUUAUGUUUAUUUUCAA